CUUGUUCUCGUGUUGCACCACUACGUCUCCUUUACAGUUCCUUGCAAUAUCCAUGUAGCCUGCCCACCUUCAACGUGCCAAGGCCCUCGCGCGAACUUCUCCCGACCUCGCUCGCUUUGCGCUUUGCUACUUCUUGUCCCCGGUACCUUGAAAUUUAUCACAACAUUGUACAUUAAGUUACUCGUAGCCAGCCAACAUGCCGCCCCCGGGCAACGCGCCGACUGCACCAGCCGUGCCGGGCGCGUUGCCCGCCUCCACAGAGCAAGUGUUGAACGGGCUCGCCGAGGCGCCGCUGGUGGUUCCCCCGCAGCUGGUGCAGUACUACAUGCGCAAGAGCGGUCAGGGGCCAAUCCUGUACAACAUGAGCGCGGACGACCGGGAGGCAAAUGAGGACAUGCGUUUGACCCAGGUCGUGAGCCUUGCAUCCCAGCGCUUCCUGGCCACUGUGCUCAAUGACGCCAUGCAGUACCACAAGAUGAAGCGGGGCGCGGGUCCCAAGGCCAUGAAGGAGGCGGGGCUGGACCCCAAGGACAAGCGCCGCGUGCUGCGGACUGAAGACCUGGCGGCGGCGCUGCAGCAGGAGUACGGUGUAAACAUCCGCAACCCGCCCUACUAUGUGGAUGCGCGGGACAAGGACCAGGCAGCGGCCGGGAGGCGGUAGCUGGUGGCCACGGCCCAUGUGAGGGGCACAUGCAUGGACUGACAGCCUCGGUGGUGCGCGCGUCGCGGUGCUGGAAGGGGCUGAGCGGCGCACUAGGGGCUAGCUGCCAUUGGUACGGGCGUGUGCGUCCGUCGGUAUGGACGUGUGAAGUGUCCGGGUUGAAGGCACAUGCAUCAGGGAUUGGUAAGCAGCUAGCGUCAUGGAUGGACAGCUUCAUUGUGGAUGAGUGCGGUGAACUCGGCAGCACGAAGAGACGAGGCGUAGAUGAUGCUGCGUGCAGGUGAGGUUGCGUGCCUUGGGUGUCAGGCAUUUGGCCCCUUGUUCGCGAAGUGCAUGGCCUUCCGCGGGGUGAGGGGGGGAGAUAUAGCUUACUAUGAUGUUGAUAAUGAUGUGGCCCCUGCUAGCUAACAGAGGUGAGUAAAAGUGCAGAGGGCACGAUUGCAUGGGCUUUUGACUAUUUAGGCUGACUGACACGACCAAUCACUUAUCGUAACUGCUGUCAACCAACGCGUCUAGGUAUUUCGUGCACCUUGCGCUGGCACAUUAUGCAGUACCGUUGAAGCAAUUAAAAGCAAGCACCCG
Molecule: messenger RNA, 1243 nt
Organism: Chlamydomonas reinhardtii
Lineage: Eukaryota; Viridiplantae; Chlorophyta; Chlorophyceae; Chlamydomonadales; Chlamydomonadaceae
Exons: 4
Coding region: 197-661 (154 amino acids)
Biological process (GO): transcription initiation at RNA polymerase II promoter
Cellular component (GO): transcription factor TFIID complex; nucleus; SAGA complex
Molecular function (GO): promoter-specific chromatin binding; RNA polymerase II general transcription initiation factor activity
Source: RefSeq, a predicted model, not a curated record